AUGUCAUCUACCUAUUCAUUCGAUUUGACAAGACGUUUAACAACAAAUCCUACUCUUCAAUCAUCAAGAAGAAUAUCACGAUUAUUUCAUGAUACAUCUGUUGAUCAACAACAACUGCCACAACAAUUAUUAACUGUACCGUGGCGUCGUCAACAAAGUUAUCAACAACAUGACAUAGUCUAUAAUAAUCAUUUAACAACACCAAAAGUAAAACAGGAGCCAACCUAUUCUCUUACACCAGAGAAAAAUAAAAAAUUUGAUAUUUUUCGUGUGCGAAAACUAAUCAAUAAUGAAUUGAAUUUUGUUCCACACACAAUUAAAUAUGAUUCAAAAAUCUAUUUAGAAUUAAUUAAAGAUUUAACCGUACAAUUAAAAAAAUCUAUUCGAGAUGUAACCUAUUCAAGAUAUAAAAUAGUAGUGAUAAUUACAGGUGGACAAAAUAAUUCAAAUCAAACUCUUAUUUAUGCAUCACGAUGUCUUUGGGAUAAAACAACGGAUGGAUCAUUAACAGUGAACUACAAAGUGGGAGAUAUCUAUUUGUUGAUAACAGUUUAUUUUGUUUACACAGAAUAA
Messenger RNA from Didymodactylos carnosus, 573 nucleotides. The record is from the annotation of a GenBank genome assembly. Lineage: Eukaryota; Metazoa; Rotifera; Eurotatoria; Philodinida; Philodinidae.